CUCAUCUUCCCAAUGGAACUUAAAAAUUUGAUAUUCAUCAUCAUCAGCACCAUUGCCAUCACCACUCCACUUCCAUCUCUCUCUUCCCAAAUCCCAACACCAACAGUAACUUCUUCACAAUACAAAACCCUAACCCGAAACACCAUCCAACAGCAGUUUCUCCGACCACACAACACCUUAAGAGCCAAGCUUCGUCUCCCUCCUCUCAAAUGGAGCAACAGCCUCGCCCGCUACGCCACCCGGUGGGCAAGAACCCGCCGUGGAGAUUGCAACCUUAUCCACUCUGGUGGACCUUACGGGGAGAAUCUCUUUUGGGGAAGUGGUAAAGGGUGGACCCCAAAGGACGCGGUGGUUGCGUGGGCUUCGGAGAGGAAAUUCUAUGACAGGAAGACUUACCGAUGUAAGGCGAAUGGGGAUUGUUUGCAUUACACGCAACUUGUGUGGAAGAGGAGUUUGAGGAUUGGUUGUGCAAUGGGUUUUUGCAAGAGUGGUGACACUUUUAUCAUUUGUAAUUAUGAUCCUCCUGGUAAUAUUGUUGGACAACCACCGUUUUGAAUGUUGUGUGUAUAUCUCGUAUUUACUUUUCCCACAUUUCUCAAAAACGUAUUUUAAAUUUAUCAACACUUGUAUCCACAUAAAUUCUCAAAAACAUAUUUUAAAUU
This is a messenger RNA of Eruca vesicaria subsp. sativa (arugula), 662 nucleotides long. The record is from the annotation of a GenBank genome assembly. Lineage: Eukaryota; Viridiplantae; Streptophyta; Magnoliopsida; Brassicales; Brassicaceae.